GGCCGCCCCCCACCCCCUGUUACCGUGUGGAGCCGGGGCCGCCCCCCUCUUUCGCCGUGUGGGGGCAGACAAACCCCCCCCCCCCACCGCGAUUUGCUGCGUGGGGUCCCCACCCGUGUCCCGCGGCCGGCGCUGCUGAGGGACCAUGAAGGUGAAGGUGAUUUCUGUCCUGGAGGACAACUACAUGUACCUGGUCAUCGAGGAGAGCACCCGGGACGCCGUCGCCGUGGACGCCGCAGUCCCCAAAAGGUUGCUGGAAAUCAUCAGGAAGGAGGACGUGGUGCUCAGAGCGAUCCUCACCACCCACCACCACUGGGACCACGCGAGGGGCAACGAGGAGCUGGCGAGGCUCUGCCCCGGCCUGCGGGUGUACGGCGCCGACGAGCGGAUCGGGGCCCUGACGCACAAGGUGACCCACGACCAGGAGCUGACGUUCGGGGCCAUCCGGGUGAGGUGCCUGUUCACCCCCUGCCACACCUCGGGCCACAUGUGCUACUUCAUGUGGGAGGACGGCUGCCCGGACGCGCCGGCUCUCUUCUCAGGUGACACCCUAUUUGUGGGAGGCUGCGGGAAGUUCUUCGAAGGGACGGCGGAGCAAAUGUACACCAACCUUACCCAAAUCCUGGGGGCUUUGCCGAAGGAGACGAAGGUGUUCUGCGGCCACGAAUGCACCGUCCGAAACCUCAAGUUCGCCUUGAAAGUGGAACCAGAGAAUGAAGCCGUGAAGAAGAAACUCGCGUGGGCCAAACAGCGGGAUGACGAGGACUUGCCCACGGUGCCCUCCACGCUGCAGGAGGAGUUCCUCUACAACCCCUUCCUGCGGAUCACGGAGGAGCCCUUGCGGAAGUUCACGGGCAAGACGGACCCAGUGGAGGUGCUGAGGACCCUGCGCACCGAGAAGGAUAACUUCAAGAAGCCCAAGGAGCAACCCAAUCCCCAGGCCAUGCUCGCGUUUGACUGGGGACUUUUUAGCCCCUUCCUCGAGAAGAAGUGAGCAGCCGCGGUGGCGGCUGCCGAAACGCAGCGUCCCCGUCGUGCCGGGGGCUCUGUCCGCGGCUGCGUCCCUCCGGCUCCUUCCCGUACGACUCGGAAAUUCGGAAGUGGUUUGUGUCUUUAACCUGCUUGUUUUGAGGCUGCUCCGCUUCGCCCCCUCCAGCGCCGUGCCCGGCUCCCCUGGCCCGCGGGAGCUUUGCUGAGGACCCGGUCCCCGCGGGACGGCAGCGUGUGGGUGCCUUUGGCGAGCUCAGGUGGCCGUUCAGCCCGCCCGGCCGCUGGGCUGCUGCUGGCCAGGAGGUGUUUUUGAGGUGAGGAUACCCACACUCGCGACAUUUGGGUUGGGGGGUGCAGGAGCUGCCACCUGUCCUGCAGCCCGUGGGAGCCAUGGGAAGAGUAUGGAAAAGGUGGGGGCUCCUGGGGAAGCGCGGUGCUGCGCCCCACGGACCCGCCGGCACCCGCCGGGCUGGAAGGCUCUCCUGCCCGUGGUCCUGCCAGGCCUGGGUGCUGCACCGCGCUUCCCGGGGUCAGCUGCAGCGGAGCCUGGCGGCAGCGCGGCUCCAAAGCCGCCGACCUCCUGCGGGGCCGGGCUGUGCUGGCGGGGAAGCCCUCCCGGCCCUGCCUGCUCCGCUCCAGCCCGCCCUGCGCCCUUCUCAGGCCACGGGUGGGCAGGGAUAAGGCGCAGAGGCUUGGAUGCACGUGAGGAAGCCGGGAAGGGGACUGGCGUUUUUGCUGGUGCUCAGCGGCACCUCGGCUCCAGCCCUGGGCUAACAGAAACCCUCGUUGCAGUGGGUUCGCGGUAUUUUUUCCCCCAUUUUUAUAGUAGGCCAAGAUCAAAACGUUGCGUAGGGGUUUGUCACAACCGCUGGCUGAUGGGCGCCAUCCAAACCGCUUAAACCAUGCAGCAUAGGUUCAGGUGGAGCUCAGGCCUGGAGGAAAGCGUGCCCGAACCCCCGGCUUCGUGAAAUACUUUCCAAGGUGUGAGCUUUUAGGCAGCAAACAACAACGCGCUGCUUUUUUUUCCCCUAAGAUUAAAAAAAAACUGGAAAACACUCGGCUGAGCAUACAUUUGUGUUGUCUUUAGGACAAGGGUGAGGGAGCCGCUGGCUCUCUUACGCCUCUUCAGCUUGCAGCCUUCGGUUUGUGCAGAAUCACUACUGCAUUUUAUUUUGAUUUUUUUUUAAAGACUGUGAAAUGUGCAAAGCUUUUAUUUGCAGGAGGGGAGGCGCAUUACAAACCAGUAGUUGUCAUUUUUUGGGGCCGUAAGGCUUGAUGGUAGCUGUGUAAAUAGCUGUGACAGCUCCGGGCGGGAUGGUAGCACGUCCCUGGUUUCACCUUUACCUCAGCGCGUGCACCACCGUCACGGUGUCGCCGAGCUUAUGCCCAGUGUGCGGCCUUCACGCACAGGUCCUUUUAUCACAUGUAGCGUUAGCAUUUACUCUCCCCCACAGGAGGGGAAGAAUUAAUCCCGCUGCACGACCCGCCUCGGUGCCGCUGCCUCGAAGUCACUGGGUUUCACUGCACUGGUAGCGCGUAGCCGUUACCUGGGCGGUCGCUGGCAGUUCGUUUGUCCCGGGAGCAGCGAUGCACCCGCGCGCGUUCGGGAGGGUUCCGGCAGUAGCAGCGAGCCUGCUCGCGCUGAUAGCGGCAGCGUGCAGCUCAGGGGCUGGGAGAAAUGCAAGCUGUUCUUGAUAACACGGCAAGAACGGACGUCCGGGAGCGUCAGCAGGGGCCGAGGCCUCAGACAGCUUUAGCAGCGUGCGCAUCAGCUCCACACCUGGUAACUGGAGCUGAAACGUAGCCCCCCCCCCCAGCUGUUUAAUCUGCAGCUCAUUUUGCUGUAUUUAUUCGUGCGCUUCCGCCCUGAUGUUGCAUGUUCUCAGCAGAAACAGGAUGCGUUUCUUUUGCACUGAUGUACAGGGUUUGUAUCUCGGCGCUCCAGCGACCGGGACUGGCUUGGCGUUAGCCGCGGCGGCUCUUGCUGCGGGCAGCGAUGUUUGGCGUCACACUGCGCGUUAUAAACCCGCGCGUGGAAAAGGGUGUUCGCGGAAACCACCGACUUCCUUGUGGAAUGAAUGGGGUGGGUGGGGGGGGGAGCAGCGGGGGCUUCUCGCCUUACGAACACUGUGAAUUCACUAAUUGAUCGGCAACACCUGAAAAAUGUAAAGCUUUUAAUUAAAACAAUUUUUUUAAAAAAAGGUGUUUUACACUGUUGGCUUACUUGUAAUGAGGAGGGGAGGAGGCGCUGCGAGGGAGACGCAGCCGUACGCCAGAGGAGCCGUUACAAGAGGCGGGUCAAGGUCUGCCAGCUUUGCUUUCUGACAGCCCUAAGCUCAAGGGCUGCAGGAAGUGGGUGAGUGAGGGUUACCUCUGGCGAGGGGCCGGGGCGGUCCCAGCCUGGGCUGGACGCGGUACCCAGCCCCUUCUGCCUGCAUUUACGCUGAAGGGACAAAGCAAUGCGGCAGCUUUGUUUUCCGUUUUCAUCCGCUUAAUGCUACUUUCUGCACAGUCCUUCUUCCUCACAUAGCAGUAACUGGAAAAAGGAGAAAUACUGAAGUGAUUCAGUUUCGGUGAUCCUUAAGUUCAUAUUCACUUGCCGCCACAGCGGUCGCCAGGAGGGAUGCCACGUCUCCGGCAUCCCUUCCCCGCAAGGUCAGGUACAGCUGCAAACCCUCCCACUACCGAGUUCCCCUCCCUGCACGCGCUGUAACUCUGGGAAAUCUGAUAUUCAGGUCGAAUGGAUCACGCCAGAGUCCUUCAGUCAGUAGUUUUUUUCUGUAAUUAGUCUGAAAAUACCCGUAUGCCACAAUACAGAGAGCGAGACAGGCAGGUGUCCUCGCCAGUAACCAAAGACCAAACGUUUCAUGUCCCCCAGCCUCCCGGCAGGGCGCCGCACUACCCCAGGCGCGGUUUUACUGACCUCUUGGAUUGUUCUGGCAAACUACUUGUUGUAAUGAUGACACCUCACGGCCGCCUUCUGUUAGCUUUUGUAAAGUAACACCUUUCAGAGACACCGAGGACUUUGUCCUUUGCCGGAAGGAAGGUUGGCAGGAACUUCUUACUUGAAACACUGUAAAGAAUUGUUUUCUUGGAAUUUAAGGAUCGUCAGCGAUGGUGAGGAUGGGGUAGAUGUGACGAUUCUGUGACUCUCUCUACUGUGUAUUUAAGGAAAGAGCGGUGUAAUUGCCCACAGUUAGAGACAAUUUAUAUAAUUAAAGGGGAAAAAAAACCCAGCACUCUAGCUUUUUCUUCUUAAAUAUUAAUUCACACCCCAUUUCAGCAGGCAGCAAAGCAGCCCUAGGGAUGAUGCUUCUCAGGGGCUGCUGGCUCCCACCCGCUCUGACAGAGCAAAGAUGCGCAGCUGGGCCUCGAGGUGGCCGGUCGGGGUGGCGAAAUGGAAACCCAAGGUCUAGUUGGAGCAUUUGUAACCAGCUGAGGACGUCCCAACAGAGACGGCCGUAAAACCCUGUGCCGGGACACCACAGCAAGGCCUGGGCGCGUAACGCCGUCGCGUCGCUCAGAGCUGCGCGAGGCUCCCGCCUGCUGCAAGCUGGGCCCUUCAGUACCUUAAAUUCACCAGCUCUGGUCGGAACGGGGUUGUGACGGGAGCGCAGAUUUAGUCCUUAAAGAGUGCGUAGAGGCGAGAAUGCGUUACUGCUUCUUCUGACGCGUUUUAAGUCGGCGUUUGGUUUUUAUUUA
This is a messenger RNA of Phalacrocorax carbo (great cormorant), 4692 nucleotides long. The record is from RefSeq and is a predicted model, not a curated record. NCBI's taxonomy places the organism in Eukaryota, Metazoa, Chordata, Aves, Suliformes, Phalacrocoracidae.